Messenger RNA from Sycon ciliatum, 2488 nucleotides. RefSeq lists its product as uncharacterized. The record is from RefSeq and is a predicted model, not a curated record. The coding region runs from base 429 to 1361 and encodes 310 amino acids. The transcript has a single exon. NCBI's taxonomy places the organism in Eukaryota, Metazoa, Porifera, Calcarea, Leucosolenida, Sycettidae.
GUAUCCACUCCAAACCCCAUGGAGAUUUCCGUCAAAUUUGUCUAAAUCGCAACUUGUACUCUUGACCCUUCCUUACUUUUUGGUCCCGUAUAUCCAUAAUCACUCUACUCUAGUUUCUGCUGAUCCCGCGUACCCGCGCGCGGUGUUCUCACGCACCGUAUUGCGUGGUACGAUAAUGUUGUACUUUCCUAUGCCGCGUACCCAUUUUUGGCUUUCUUCUUCCUUUUUCUGUAUUCUCCCUUCGACAAGAAGUGCUUCUCUUCCCUUGGUAGUUAGGAGACGGUUGUCGUUUUUCUCUCUCAACUUCAGUUUAUCCAUGUAAUUCUGGUGCCCCUGGCUUGCUGUGUCGUGUGGUGUUGGAUGUGAGGAAUUUGCAUGCUUCCCGAAGAUUCCCACAAUUGGUGACCCCGAUUUUGCCGUGUUUUACUAUGUCUACGCCGGUUCGUCCCCCUGCCUCUGUCGGACGUGGACGUCCACGGGGUUCCGGAGCUGUUUCAAAUACGCCGCCCCAGCCAACUGCGUCCAGUCCCCAUGCCACUGACGGACAACCUGUACCAGCACCUCCACCAGCAGCAGUAACCAGCGUUUCUCUCAAACUCCCACCUUUCUGGCCGAACGAUCCGCAACUGUGGUUCACCCAGGUCGAAGCGCAGUUUGCCAUAAAGGGCAUCACCGUGGAGAACACCAAAUACCAAUACGUGGUGAGCUCGCUAUCCCAUGAGUUCGCUCAUGAGGUGCGCGAUGUUCUUCUGCAACCGCCAACUCAGCAACCCUACACCAACUUGAAGCGGCACCUCGUGGAGCGUUUGUGCGCCAGCGAGCAGAAGCGCAUCCGCCAGCUUCUCACGGAGGCACAACUCGGAGAUCGCCGUCCAUCGCAAUUCCUCCGGCAUCUUCGCCAGCUGCAGGGCACCUCUACGGUGGAGUCUGCAGUGCUCCAGGAACUGUUUCUGCAGCGACUCCCACCCCAUGUACGAAUGGUCCUCGCCUCCGCAUCCUCACUGUCUCUGGAACAGCAGGCCUCCCUCGCUGACAAUCUAAUGGAAAUCGCCAGCACUCCGCAGCCUGCCCUACAUCAUGUCGCCGCUACGCCUGUAUCACCCAGCCCUGACGCGUCCAUGGAGCUUCAAGAACUGCGUGCCGAAAUUUCCUCCCUCCGCCAACAACUGGACCGUGCCAGCUCGUCUCAGCACCGUGGUCAAUCCCAAUCACCAGGGCAUGGCCGUAGCAAGUCCCCACGACGGCCACAGAAGGACCAGUCUGACGACACUCUCUGCUUUUACCACCGUAGAUUUGGCGAUAAAGCCCAGCGCUGCACGAUGCCAUGUUCCGAGUCGGAAAACUUCCGCGCCAGCCAUUAGCUGCGGCGUCAUGUGCUGGCGAGCAGUCACCUAGCCGCCUCCUCCACCUGACUGACCCCACAACUCGUACACGUUUCCUGGUCGACACAGGAGCUCAACUUAGUGUUUUGCCGGCCACUCGCACUGAUCGCCGCGGUACAUCGUCCCAGUCACUCCGCGCUGCCAACGGUACACCCAUUGCUACAUAUGGACACCGUAGUGUUACUGUCGACCUGGGACUCCGGCGCCGUUUUCAGUGGGUCUUUGUGGUCGCUGAGGUGGAACAGGCCAUUCUAGGAGCGGAUUUCCUCCAUACUCAUCACCUGCUCGUCGACAUUCGUGGCAAGAAGAUCGUAGAUUGCCUCACAAAUAUGUCUACAACUGCACACACCAUGUUUACCGCUUCUCCUGUGCGUCCGGUCGUUAACCUCCUGUCGGCACCUCCUCCUGUCCAGGAGUUGCUCACCGAGUUUUCGGGCAUUACUCGUCCGUUCUCCGCAGUUCAAGAACCCCAGCACUCAGUCGCUCACCAUGUGACCACCAAGGGUCCCCCGGUUCACGCCCAAGCUCGCCGCCUCGCACCUGACAAGCUACAGUCAGCCAAGGCGGAGUUUCAACACAUGCUGGAUCUCGGAAUUAUUCGUCCUUCGUGCAGCCCAUGGUCCUCACCAUUGCACAUGGUCGCUAAACCCUCUGGCGAUUGGAGGCCGUGCGGAGAUUAUCGUGCACUGAACAAUGCCACCGUCCCCGACCGCUACCCCAUUCCGCACCUGCAGGACUUCACAGGGCAACUUCAUGGCUGCACAGUAUUCUCGAAGUUGGACUUGGUGCGCGCCUACCAUCAGAUCCCGCUACAUCCUGACGACAUCCCGAAAACGGCCGUCAUCACGCCCUUCGGACUGUUCGAGUUCACCAGGAUGCCAUUUGGUCUACGGAACGCCGCCCAAACAUUUCAACGCUUCAUGGACCAGGUGCUACGUGGGCUGCCAUUCUGUUUCACCUACAUUGACGACCUUCUCGUGGCUAGUACUGACAUGAAGAGCCACAUGGAACACCUUCGUGCCGUCUUCCAGCGCCUGGCUGACCACGGAAUUGUCAUCCACCCAACCAAGAGUGAGUUUGCUGUAUCCUCCUUAGAUUUUCUAGGA